Messenger RNA from Pelobates cultripes (western spadefoot toad), 351 nucleotides. The record is from the annotation of a GenBank genome assembly. Lineage: Eukaryota; Metazoa; Chordata; Amphibia; Anura; Pelobatidae.
AUGGUGUGCACAGGCUGCUGUUCUGUUCUUGUCUGGACCACAGUCACCUACCUCUUCAAACAGUUAUCCCGAACUGGUAAGAAACGAGGAGCCCCACCACCUCAAGAGAGCAAGCGCUUCCUGCACAUUAUGCAGCAACACCCUGAAAUGUUCCCAGCAGAUGCUCUCCACUGUUCUCAAUAUCAUAAUAUAUUUGAAGACUGUCGGAAUCAGUGGUCCAUGAGCAGACCUCUCCUUGGUUUCAUUCUCCUCAAUGAGAGGAGUAUUUUUCGGACUUACGGAGCAGCAUUGUUAGUAGCCAGCCCCUCUCUGAGAAACAACAAGCCAUGCGUCUAUGCUUUGAGCAUUUGA